AGACGGCCCAGAGUGCCAAUCACUGAUUCCACGUGGAAUUAUCCUGCGUCACGUUUUCCAUCAGUUCUUGCUUAAAACAAAUACCGACCCGUAGUUGCAAGAUGGAGGACGUGCCCUGUCUAACUAGAGCACCAGCGUAACAUUCCCGCAGCCAGAAUGGUCUUUGGUUCUGUUAGCAGUAAUCUUGAUUUUUUUUUUUUUUUAAGUUGUACAUUAACUUUGCUCGAAUUGGACCUCUAAGCCUGAAUCCCUGGAAAACUGCAAAAGUCUUUGCUUACAUUUUUUCUAAAUGACAACUUCUGCCUCAAGAUACACGGCAGUAUAAACACAACACUUCAUGUGACGAGAAAAUCCGGAUGGCAAAAAUUUCAGUAUAACGCUGCAUUCAACUGCUGUCGAAAAUAUCGAAUAUUACGAGUUGUGUGGACAUGAACGAGCCAACAAAGUCGCAAUUACCAGUGGGAAACUCGAGUUUUUCGGGACUUGUGGCGUUAGGUCGUGUCAGUUUAAGAGUAAGAAUCAUAUGUUAUGUUAGUUUUUAGUAUUCUUUGUUAGUAUCUAGUAUUACUAUUUUAGCGUGUUAGUAUUUUUAAUAUAUUUUAGUUGACACGCGCUUUUGUGCAUGCACGCCUGAUAUCUCUUGCAAACUACGAAGCCAGUGGCUAGCCUGCUACUGGAAAAAAAAUGUGUGCAGUGCCGCUUGCUUUCGUAAAUACUAGCCACAAAAAACCUGCUCCCACAGUGCGUUCAUGCAUUUUUUAUUCCCGAUCAAGAGCACUUCGAGUGCGUGACUCCGAAGUGGGAGCUAACGACUCUGAGCACAUGGGCAGCAGUUGGGGAGCUACAAAAAUUGGACACGAACAUUUCUGUAAAACGCUUUAAAUCACAGUUCCCAUUCCAAUUUUUCCAGUGUUUGCUUUCAGACGCAUUAAAACUUAUGGGGUCAUUUAUGUUCCUGAGAUUGGAUGGUUUCUUACAUUUACUCUACGGAUGACCGGACCGCACCAAAUCAGUGUCAGAUUCUGUGCAUAGUUCGCUUAUUUAUUGUAAGCAAUCAUAUGUUACUGCAGCCUCGGAUUUAUUUCCGAUUAUGGGAACUAAUAGGCCUACUGUAACGCAUAUAGUUUACGCAUCGAUAAUGACAAACCAUAUCAAGGACGGGGCGGUGUCUGCAAAGGAAAUCGAAACUUAACUUCGAAUAAUAACACAAUAGCCUAGUUCCAACAAGGAAGCGUGUUACCGCAUAUACCCAAAGCAGAAUUAUAGACAUCCGGCCCAGCAUCUCUGAACCAAAUCUUCGGAACGACAAGCGGUCCUCAUUGUGAGCAAAAUGAAGCGGGACAGGUUAUUUUGCGGAUUUUGUCAUUCUUCCGAAGAGUCAGAGAUCACGGGACCACUUCUAAACAAAGACGACGUAGUGGCCCAUCGAAAUUGCCUGUUCUACUCAUCCAAUAUCGUAAACAAAAAUACGCCUGACGAUGACGAUCUGUUUGGAUUCCUCCCCGAAGACGUGAAGGAGGAAAUCAGGAGGGGAUGCCGACUGAAAUGUGCCAGGUGCAAGAGAACUGGGGCCACUGUUGGUUGUGAGGUGAAGAGAUGCAAAAAGAGUUACCAUUACCCGUGUGCUGUGGUGGACGAUGCGAAAAACAUUGAGGAUGAUGACAAUGGCAUUUUUAAGAUAUAUUGUAAAGUGCACAAGGAAAAUUCAGACACACGAAAUGAUGAGAGUGAGAGUGAGUGUGUUGUGAAGAGAAAAAGACCUCGUCCCUCCCCUGGGGCUACUGCACGGAGGAUUCUGGAUGACGAUAGUUCCGCCACAGAUGACAGCCUGAAAGGCAUAGACCCUGAGCUGGGACCACUAGAGUCUGACCUGGAGGACAGUAGAGAGUUGAGACAAAAUUCACCAAUCCCAGAUGAACCUGGAAGAGACGUGUCAGAAGAACCAAAGCCAUCCACAUCAGGCGCGUUUCCGCACGGCGACGCAGAACCGCCGGCUGUCGCAAAGGAUACGGCAGAUAAUAGCGGUCCUGACCGGCAGGAGAGGACGGACAGGACCGAGCUCAGAAAGAAUCGAGAACCAAAAGUACACCUAGUGCACCUUCGCAAUGGGGAUGCAGACGAGACGGAUAUAGACUCUGUGAGUUGGCCAUGCCCGGAGAAGGACCAAGAGUCCCAGUCCAUCCUGGUGCCAGUGAAUAUCACUGAAGUGGUGCCAAUCACCCCAGAUCAUUCAGCCUCAGUGAGCAGCCUCGAGUCUGGGGCCGGGGGCACCUCCGAGGCGGUCCAGUUCUGGAGGAGGUGCCGUGAAGCAGGCUGUGUGGAGACCAUCUUCCGCACCUUCAUUUUCGCCAUGAACACCAUUUCGGAAAAGAUCCUGUCGGAGCACGCCAGCGAGGAAGAAUGUGCCCUCUCGCUCCGAGUGCUGGAAGCUUCCGGAAUGCUACCAGAAAUGUUUGCACAGAUAGACAGAGAAUACGAGGACAGGCUGCUCAGCCUCCAGAGGGAAAUGGAGGCGGUGAGGAAGACGAGGUCAGCAGCGAAGAGCGCUGCCCAAAUGAAGAGUCUGAACUGAUGGAUCCUAAAGGCAUUCUGGGACAGUGGGAAUCUUGCCAUGCAGACCCCAGCGAUGAGAAGAGCUUGCCUGCCCUCCAGAAGAAAGCAUCACCUGAUCUUCAGGAUGGCCUUGUGGACGUGUAUGUACUUCCCGUCCACGCAGAACUUGAGGUCUGACGUCUCCGGGCUGUCGAACUCUUUCUUCAACGACUGAGCCACGGUCAGGAAGUCAUCGUGCUCUGGACACAGACAAAAAAAAGAAGAAGAAACACAGUCACAAAUAUGCGCUUCGUGCUAGCAAUCGAGACUCUCCUUAGAUAAAGCACCAUGAUUGGCUAAAACCAGUGAGUCACCAGUGGCAAUCAACAGCACCACUUUGACUCAUCUUGGGUAGGGAUGCACCGAAAUGAAAACUCUUGGCCGAAACCGAAAAUAAGGAAACACUUGGCCGAAUACCGGGCACCGGUAUUUUUUCAUUUAUUUGCCCAUUGUACCACUGCAUAAAUUAAAUCAAUUUUGCUUUUGAUUUAUGUUUUUCAAUGACAAAAUUAAAUUACAAAACGACAAGGUGAUGAAAAAACUUUUAUUAGUCUAUUGAACAUUCAGUCCUUUUCAGCAGCCAUACAAAAAAAAGGCACAAUAACUGGGGUAAUGAAGAGGGCAGGGAGUGUUCCACAGAAAGCUGAUAUGCUAGUAUAAUAUUCAGUAAAAAAUCUUUUUGGGAGGUAAUUCAAGAUCUUUAUUAUUUUCCUUUGUACAAUACAAGAAUACAAUAACUAAAAAAAAAAAAUAAACGGAGAAAA
Molecule: messenger RNA, 3356 nt
Organism: Anguilla rostrata (American eel)
Lineage: Eukaryota; Metazoa; Chordata; Actinopteri; Anguilliformes; Anguillidae
Gene: phf11
Product: PHD finger protein 11
Exons: 16
Coding region: 1331-2572 (413 amino acids)
Cellular component (GO): nucleus
Source: RefSeq, a predicted model, not a curated record